Molecule: messenger RNA, 1596 nt
Organism: Closterium sp. Naga37s-1
Lineage: Eukaryota; Viridiplantae; Streptophyta; Zygnematophyceae; Desmidiales; Closteriaceae
Source: the annotation of a GenBank genome assembly
AUGCAGGAGCUCCACGGGGGGGCCGGCGCGGGGGGAGAGGUCGGGGGAGCGCUUGCCGGCGCGGCAGCGGUGACUGCGGCGGGGGUGGCGGUGGGGGAGGCGAUCUCGACGCCUGUGGGAGAGGUAGUGAGUGAUGUGAUUGGAGGAGGGUUUUUCAGCGGACUGCUGGGGGAGGGUAUGUUCGAGGGUAUGUUUGGUUCAGGUGCCGCUGGUUAUCCUCUUUUUGGGAGUCUCGAUACGAGUGUGGAGUUUGCGAUUCGGUUUCUGUUUGCGACGAUUGGGCUGGGCGGGUUUGCGCUGGCGAGACACGUGGCGAGGAUGCACCACGAGAGGACACACCAAAAGGAGGCAACCUGGGGCGAGAAGGUGCUCGGAAACUUCCGAAAUUCGUGGGAUGCGGCGUGGGACCUGUGGGGUAACACGGGAUUGAGCAACCCCAUGACGGCUUUACUGGGGGAGGCCGCAACUGACGGCGGGGAGAGUGACAGCAGGGGCAGCAGCAACGGCCGGGGAAAAACAGAGUCGGAGGAACAGAAAGGGAAGAAGAAGGGGAAGAAGAACGGGAAGAAGGACGGGGGAAAGGAGGGGCUAGCGGCGGGGGUGUGGGAGUCGAUGGUAGGGGGGAGCAAGAAGGAGCAACGGGAGCGGGCGGCGAUGGUGGUGGGGGGCGUGGAGCUGGGCGUGUGGAUGUUCGUGACGUAUGCUGGGCAGGCCAUUGGGCUCGAAACCACCUCCGCGGACGACGCUGCUCUCAUCCUCACCGUCUCGGUGGUGCUGGUUCCAUUCCUGGAGGCCCUCUCAGGCACGCCCAUCAACCGCAGCGUGUGGAUCGCCACACUCCUCGCAUGCACCGGCAUGGUGAUGCUGGAAGGCGGGGAGACCAUCACUGCUGUUGCAGUAGCAGCCACGCCUGCUGACGUCAUCGCCAGCUCAGCAUCAGCUUCCGCCAAUGUCAUCGCUGACACGGCAGCAGCAGCGCUGGCGUCGGUGCCGGUGCAUUGGAGCCUGCCUGUGGGCCACGUGUGGUGCCUCAUUGGCGCUGUGGGUUCUGCCAUCCACGUGGUCCGCUCGGAGGUUCUAUGCGCGCGCUACGACCCGCUCAUCCUUGUAAUCCUGCAGCUGGGCACCACGGCAGCUAUCGGCGUGGUGUGGGUGCUGCUCACGCUGGCAGGCAUCACGCUCACAGCAGGGGGGAGUGCAGUGGCGGGGGCGGACGGCAGUGGGGCAGCAGUAGCAUGGAGCCAGCUGCUGGCCGUGGCUGCUGCUGCUCCCAUCGGCAUGGCGCUGCUGGCUGGGCCGUUCGGAACAGGGAUGUGUGAGUGGCUUGAAUUAGAAGCACUGCGGUUCGUGCGAGCAUCCACAGCCACGCUCAUUCUCACCAUGAGCCCCCUCUGGGGCAGCCUCCUGGCCUUCUUUCUGCUAGGAGAAACACUUAGCACGUCCACUGCUGCGGGCGCCAUUCUUAUUCUACUUGCCAGCCUAGAGGUGCAGCUCUUAGCACCACAUGCGGAUGGGGAGGACGAGGAGGGCGAGGGGUAUGAACAGUAUGUGGAGGAAGGGAGGGGUGGAUGGUUAGGGUUUGGCAAAAAAUGGUGA